Populus trichocarpa (black cottonwood) is the source of this 2673-nucleotide messenger RNA. RefSeq names its product ubiquitin C-terminal hydrolase 22. Gene Ontology annotation, biological process: protein deubiquitination. Gene Ontology annotation, molecular function: zinc ion binding; cysteine-type deubiquitinase activity. Lineage: Eukaryota; Viridiplantae; Streptophyta; Magnoliopsida; Malpighiales; Salicaceae. The transcript is spliced from 3 exons. The record is from RefSeq and is a predicted model, not a curated record. The coding region runs from base 548 to 2215 and encodes 555 amino acids.
AAGCAGCAUUGAAACGAGUCCUUGUUUGCAAAUACUACAACUUUGUACAGAAACCCUAACCAUCCAGAGAAGCAAGCAGCCAUGGACAAGUAGUGUCUGCUCCAUCAUUGACCCACUUUCUUGAUUGUCUUGAUCAACAAAAUGAACGGUUCAUAUUCCUCCAAAAGAGCCAAGACAACCUUUUCUUUCGUAAAGAAAUGAAAAGGUUAGUCUAUUCAUCGAGAAAAAGAAAAAGAAAAAGAAAAAGAAAAGCCCUCCUCUUCCCUUCUCUACUAAGUAACUUCCGUAAAGGUCCUCCAAGCUUUGCUUUAUUCAUCAUCCCUCUCUCUUUGUCCCUCUCUUUCAUCAAAUCAAGAUAACAAACUUGCAAAUCUAAUCUUAGAUCUUUAGUAUAGUAUCUCUUAUUGUUAGUUUCAUUUAAAGAUUGAGUCUUUUUGUAACCAAAACAUCAAGGUUACUGUUUUUUUAUGUAUUGAGAUUACCCAUUUGAUCUAAUAAAUUCUUGUUUUUUUGGUUAAAGAUCAAAACUUUUAUCUGUAUUUUGUUUAUGGAAACAAGGAGCUCUGUGUUUGCAAACCCAAAACCCUGUAAGCAUCUUGCAGAUUAUAAGCUGAGGCAUGGCUUGAGUGGAUACAAAUUCCUUCAAAAAUGGCUCAAAACCUUUCCAAAUGGAAAGACAAGCAUUAAAAUGUGUGAAACAAAGAUGCCCAAAUGCAGUUUUUGUAGUGGGAUUCGUCAAGGUAGACUGUUUCUGUGUUUGAUUUGUUCUUCAAUGUCUUGUUCAGACCAUACCCUUUUGCAUAGUCAAUCUGAGAAUGGCCAUGAUAUAGCUGUUGACAUUGAAAGAUCAGAACUUUAUUGUUGUUCUUGUAGUGAUCAGGUCUAUGACCUUGAUUUUGAUAAGGUAGUUGUGGCUAAAAAUAUUGUGGAUAUGCCAAGUAAGACACGUGAUAGUGUUGUUGAUGAUUUAAUGAGGAGAUCAAGCAAGAGGAGGAGGUUGAAUUCAGUGGUGGAUUUGGAUUUGAUAAGGUCUAAAUUUUUUGUUUGGAUGAGGGGUCGAAGGGCCAAAUCGUGCUAUCCAUUGGGAUUAAGAGGAUUGAAUAAUUUGGGCAGUACUUGUUUCAUGAAUUCUAUUUUGCAAGCUUUGCUCCAUGCACCACCGUUCAGGAAUUACUUCUUGAGUGAGAGACACGACCGUGAAACUUGUAGGAAAAGAUCAUCGGAUCAAUCGUGUUUGGCUUGUGAUAUUGGUGUAAUUUUCUCAGCUGUUUAUUCCGGGGAUCGGACACCUUAUAGUCCAGCUCAGUUUCUUUACAGUUGGUGGCAGCAUUCGGCAAAUCUAGCUAGCUACGAGCAGCAGGAUGCUCAUGAAUUCUUCAUUUCAGUGUUAGAUGGAAUCCAUGAGAGAGAGGGAAAGGAGAGAAAUCCAAACAAAGAUAAUGGAGAUUGUCAGUGUAUUGCUCAUAGGGUUUUCUCAGGUAUGCUAAGAUCAGAUCUAACCUGCACAACUUGUGGGUUUACUUCCACAACUUACGACCCUUGUGUUGACAUUUCGCUCAACAUGGACACAAGCAGCUUUUCUUCAGUGGAUGUGGCUAACAAAUCUGUUAGGCCGAAUGAGGACACCGGCAGUUCUACCCUUUUGGCUUGUUUGGAUCUGUUCACAAGGCCUGAGAGGUUGGGGUCUGAUCAGAAACUGUACUGCCAAAAUUGUCAAGAAAAGAGGGACUCGUUGAAGCAAAUGUCUAUUAAAAGGCUUCCACUGGUCUUGUCAUUGCAUAUCAAGCGGUUUGAGCACUCUUCCUUGAGAAGAACAUCAAGAAAAAUUGAUUGGCAUUUACAGUUUCCUUUUUCUCUGGAUAUGACCCCAUAUUUAUCUCCAUCAAUUGUCAGAAACAGGUUUGGAAAUAGAAUUUUUGGGUUUGAGAGUGAUGAAGCGGAUAUCUCUGCAGAAUUUGAGAUUUUUGCUGUAGUCACUCAUUCUGGGAUGCUAGACUCAGGUCAUUACGUGACUUAUCUGCGCCUGCAAAACCAAUGGUACAAGUGCGAUGAUGCUUGGAUUACUGAAGUUGAUGAGAGGAUUGUGAGAGCGUCACAGUGUUAUAUGAUUUUCUAUGUGCAGAGGAUGCUUUAUUACAAAGCAAAUGAGGAUUUGAGUUGCACGCCAAUGCCUUCAAGGAGGGACCCGUUUGUUCCGAUUGCCGGUUGUUGCUGACAACAAUUUUCAAUUAUGGGCUGGUGAUUGGCAGGAUGUGAAAUUACUUUGCCAGAUGCGUCCAAGGUUGGUUAUCUGUACCUGUGAGAUGAAAGAAAUGGCAAACUGUUUAUUGAUGGAGUCUGCUCUCAGAACCAAAUCAAUCAGCCAGGAACGAUAACACACUGCUAAGAUCAACCCUGAGCCCCGAAGAAGUAAUCAAAACUGCAGAUUCUUAAAAGAUCAACCAUUUGAACAAGAUAUGCGAUACCAAUACGAAUCAUCUCCAAAUUGAUAUGUUAAAUGACUACUUGCCAUUAUGCUUUGAGAGAUAUUGGCCGGGAAGAAGCAGCUUGCCUCUUCAUAUGAGAUUCUCAUGGCUCUCAUUUCAUGAUUGUUUCUGGGAAUUCUUUGACUGCAGGUCAGUCAUGUAUAGAACAAAUUUUUAUUACCAACUAAUACAAUCACUUAUUCCUGAA